This is a messenger RNA of Drosophila bipectinata, 1949 nucleotides long. It is a transcript of the gene crc, whose product is annotated as bZIP transcription factor crc. Gene Ontology annotation, biological process: regulation of transcription by RNA polymerase II. Gene Ontology annotation, molecular function: DNA-binding transcription activator activity, RNA polymerase II-specific; RNA polymerase II transcription regulatory region sequence-specific DNA binding. Gene Ontology annotation, cellular component: nucleus. Lineage: Eukaryota; Metazoa; Arthropoda; Insecta; Diptera; Drosophilidae. The record is from RefSeq and is a predicted model, not a curated record.
CUGGUCACUCAAUCAUUAUAAGCCCAAAUGAAACGCAAAAAGGUCCAGAUUUUUUAUCCAAAGUUUUCGGCAUUUAUAUUGACGUAAAGAUGGCUCUAUAGUUUGCGUAUCAGCAACAACAACCGCACUUAGGUGCCCCAAACACACAAAAAAUGGAAACGUAUACAAAACUCCCUGCCAUCAUGGCAUCCUUACAACAACCAGAAUCACAACAACAACAACAACCAUUCGCAUUCUUCGGACCGGAUUUCAUCUAUUCAAGGAACAGCAUAUCUUCUGUAAUUUUUGACAUUGAUUUUGACUAUGGACGCAACAUUUCAUCAAACCAUGGAGAGCUUGGAUUUGCCCAAGGAGUAUUGGGACCUCAAGCUGGAGCCACAAUCGCCCAAUUCGACGGUGGUCUCCGAUCUGUUUGCGCUCACUGAGGCGCAAGACUCUGAGUGGCUGUAUGACGAUAACUUUGCAAAUGGAAUAGCUUUAAUUGGUGACGAGGAGUGCAUGACGCUGAAUGACGCAGCCUCACUGGAGAUGCUGAGUGACGAGGAGUUAGUUGUGGAAAUCUUUGACUUGAAGGAUGAAGAAUGCCUUCUGGAUCAAAAGACUCCUCUUAACUACUAUGAGGCCAACAGCUAUCAGCCCAACAUCGAUGUGGUCAGCCAGCCAAUAAUUCCCGAAACUAAAGUACAAUUCCCUGCUGGCACAGCCUCGGCUGUUCCGGUAGAGCCCACUGUUGACUUCCAUUGCGAUGCCCCAUCCCUGAUACUGCAGCAGCUAACUCCUCCGCAGUCUCCGCCACAAUUCGAUGCUAUCAAACAACAAGCAGAGCCCCAUUCCGUGCUCGUCAAAGCCGAGGAGAAGGUGCAAUAUUAUGCUUCUGAUGCUGCAACUCCGGCGGCAGCUUCAACGCCCGCCACCUUCAACUUCAACACAUGGGUGGGCGGAAGCGAAAUUGCCCGGGAGAACCAGAUCAUCGAUGAUAUUGUCAACAUGCGGGCUCAGGAGUUGGAGCUCCCCACCAACUGGGAGCAGGACGACUGCGAAUCACAGUCAUCGUCCUCACUGGGCGGCAGCAGUGCCAGCAGAGUGAGUGGCAGCAUAGCGGACGUCGAUGAGGAGUGGAUCCCAGAGUCCAUUAGCAGCAGCUCCUCCCCAGCUCACACAUCCGUUGAGGAGUUGGCCGUCAGCCCAAAGAAGCGUACUCGCACCUACGGCCGAGGCGUGGAGGACCGCAAGAUCCGGAAAAAGGAACAAAACAAGAACGCGGCUACUCGCUACAGGCAAAAGAAGAAAAUGGAAAUGGAGAACGUCAUGGGCGAGGAGCAGGAGCUCACCCAAGAGAAUGAAGAGCUUCGACGCCGUCUUGGAGAGCGCCGCAACGAGAUGCGCUAUCUGCGCCAGUUGAUUCGGGAAUUUUAUCAGGAGCGCAAGCGCUAAACAUCAUAUUGUCUCAUUUAAUUUUAAUUUUUGUUUGCAAAGUUAUCGUUAUAUUUAACCCAAGGCUUCCCCGACCCUCUCACCAAUCACAUAUUCUCCUCUAUAACCCCCAAAACAGCAAUAACAAUCCCCCCAAAAAAGUUACAUGCCCCAGUAGCUAAAGUACGCAGUUUGUCGUCGUAUUCGCCAUUUGGCACAUAUGAAGGGUCUGUGGACCUCGAUUUAUUCUUGCCAGCGAAUUUCAACGACAAAAAUCCGACAUCAAGCGACACAGGCCAGUGUGGAGUGUAGAUUGCCACCACAUAUUGUUUUUCUAAAAAAAAUAUAUACAUGAAAACCUUUUUAAUUUGUAUUUGGAACAAGCACCCUGUGUUGCAUCUGCUGUACGUUUAUGCGAUUAAUUUUGGGCACUGAUUAUUCACAGUUCUUGACAAUUUUUUUAAAUGUCUGUAUCAAUAAAUAAGUUUAAAGUAUAUUAUUAAAUCAGCAAUAAAUCAAAGGGUUUUCAAAAGAAA